UAUAACUUAGAAGAAGAAGCCACUAAAAGUUUGACAGUCACUCGAUUUUUUCUCUUUGGCUAAUUAAAUUUUUUCUUUUGCACUUUUCUUUGGCCGGUGAUGAUCCUGAAUUAAUUAUUAAUAAAAAAUAAAUAAAUUCAUAUUUUAUUGUGUGUAAAUAAAAGAAUCCGUUGGACUUUCAUUUACACGUCAAAGUGCACAUCGCUCAGCAUCUACACAAUGCGUACGCGGAUCUCUAUUUGGAACGGAGUCCUAUUUGUGACAUCGUUGUUGUUGGUUUCCACUUGUGUCAAUGGUCUAUAUGAGGAUCAAAUAAAGAAAUUCGAUUGGAGAGUUCAGCACAUUGGCGCAAUCAGGCAAGCACACUUGGAACUAAAUUCCCUUAGUCCACGUUUGUUGGUUAGUACGCAAGAAAAUGUUGUCGCAGUAUUGGAGCCGAAAACGGGAAAAAUGUUGUGGCGACAAGUGCUUGAGAAUUCACCGCGCGGUGAGCUAAAAUUAAUGCAAGUUGGAACAGUUGCGGCUAAUAUAAACGACGCAGAGAGUACCGCUGCAGCUCCCACAAAUUCAAAGCAUGGAUUCGAUGUAUUCACCGUGCAAGGGCAUGCGCCUGCGUUAGUGCGUGGUUGGAAUGUGGCUAGCGGUAACUUGGAAUGGGAGUGGUCGUUGAUGCCACUGCAAACGGAGCGUGCGGAGUCAGCAUUUUGGUUCUAUAAAAAUGGUUUACUGUAUCAUGUAAUACCGACAUGGCGUAGUCAUAUUGAAGUAACUCCAUAUUUUGCUACUUCUGGUCAUACGACGGAAACCACUGGUCGUAUAUCCGCAGCGUGGAUUUCUGCGGACAAAUGUGUAUUGAGCGGUGGUUACUAUAGCUGUCUAGAAGGAAAUCAGUUAAUCGGAAUUGAUUUAACAGCAAAUCAGCCGCAGGUGUUGAGAAAGACACUAGCGGAAGUACCGAAGGACAAGUUGCGCGCUGUAGAGGGAAUAAGCGGCGCUUAUGUAAUUGAUAACACAUUAGUUAGCAUACACGAAGCCACAGCUGUUUGUAAUAAUUACAAAAGUAAUAGUUUCUUGUUGGGAAAGUUUCAGCAACGUCGCGUUUUAGCGCUGGCAGAUGUAGUAAAUAAUGUUUUGCAAAUACGAGGGCACUAUGUUGAUAGCUGUGAACCAGUGCCAGAGAUGACAAUUAAUAUGGAUUAUCCAGAUUACUAUGGCACGCCGACGUUGAAAACGUUCGCCUGCAUGUCACAUGGUAAAGGAUGCCUAUAUGUGUUGGGUACCGAAGAUGAAGCUAUUUUGGCAGUGCAACAGAGCAAAAUACGAUGGGUACGCCAGGAGUCGCUAGCAAAUAUAGUGGCUAGUGAAUUUAUUGAUUUGCCGCUUGGUGAUGCAGAGGGCACUUUGGAAAAUGAAAUGAAAGGAAAUACAGAGGAUGCAACGGGUUUGGAAAGUGAUAUUUCUAGCGCUUUCUUUCGUCGCAUCUCUACCCAAGCUUUACAAAUUAAGAGUAUUUUUCUACACGUCGUUGGCUUGGGCCAACCUCCCAGUGAUACGCAAAAAGCUGGCCUGGUGCGUGACUCCUUCGGGUUGCACAAAAUGUUGGUGGUGCUGACACGUAGCGGCAAAAUCUUUGGCAUCGAUAACAUUAAUGGUAAACAUCAUUGGCAACAGUAUUUGCGUGAUGUACAAAAUUUUGUGAAUCAGGAACCAAUGCGUUUGCUGGUACAACGUACAUCCAAGCACUUUCCGUUGCAACCACUAUGCACUAUUGUAGCAAAGGAAAAAUCAACUGGCAAUGGUGUACUCUUCCGCUUCAAUCCCAUUAAUGGCAAACCGGCCGAAGGUGGCCUAUUAAAAUUGAAUUACAAAAUUAAGCAACUAACAUUGCUCGCGGAAUCUGAGAAAGAGUCUAUUAAGGGACUAUUGCUACUUGAUGCCCAAAAUAAUGUCGCCGUAUAUCCGCAAUACGUGCAAGAACUGGCACAUGAGAUGUACUUGUUUACUGCCGACAAAUCCACUGCCACACUUGAUGGAUUCUUUGUAGAAUUCAACGAUGGUGCUUUAUCGUGCCUUCCUAUCUGGAAAGUACGCCUUGAUGGCCACAAUGAAGACCACCAGUUAAUUGCUAUUGCUGCGAAAAACCCACUAGAGCAUGUGCACUCCCAAGGACGUGUGCUAGCAGAUCGUUCUGUUCUAUAUAAAUAUAUCAAUCCAAAUUUGAUUGCUGCGGUAACACAAGCAACCGAUCCCACACAUAAAUACUUACUGAACACCUAUCUUAUCGAUGCUGUCUCUGGUUUAAUUGUAUUUUCUAUGACACAUCGCAGAGCGCGCGUGCCAGUGCAUAUUGUGCAUUCGGAAAAUUGGCUUGCAUAUUCGUAUUAUAACGACAAAGUGCGACGCACUGAAAUAACAACAAUUGAAUUAUAUGAGGGUAAAAUCCAGGCUAAUAGUACAGUUUGGAGUUCGAUGAAUGCGCCACCAAUGCCCAUGGUGGAACGGCAGUCCUACAUUGUGCCCACUAUUGUGGAGACGAUGCGCGAAACGAUUACCGAGCGUGGCAUUACAAAUAAACAUGUGUUGAUCGGUACGACGAGUGGCGCUAUUAUUGAGAUGCCUUGGGCUCUACUCGAUCCACGUCGUCCAAUCACUUCUAAUACACAGGGCCGCGAAGAGGGCGCAAUACCUUACAUUCCCGAAUUGCCAUUGCCAACGGAAAAUAUUAUCAACUACAAUCAGACAAUUGCACGAUUGAGUAAUAUUUUCACCGCACCCAGCGGACUGGAGAGUACAUGCUUGGUUCUGGCGACUGGUUUAGAUAUGUUCGUUACUCGCGUUGCACCAUCGAAAACAUUUGAUUUGCUUAAAGAAGAUUUUGAUUACAUUUUAAUUACUGUUGUGUUGUUGGCACUAACAAGCGGCUCAUUAGUGGCGAAACAUCUGGCUUCACGUAAACAAUUGAAACAAGCGUGGAAAUAAAAGCUUGAAGUUAGGCAGCGUGCAAAGACUAGAAAGUAAUAAGUUAGCAUCAUUAACUUAAUUCAAUUUGAUACCUAUAGGCAAUUGAAGGUACAUAUAGCAUAAAUGAAAAACAAAAAAAGUUAAAUAAAUAAAUAUGUAAUAAAAUAAAGUAGAGUAAACUUUAAAAAUCGUAUGUGCAUGCAUAUGUGUGUUAAAUUAGCUAACAGUGUGCUGUUCUCUUAAAAUUGCAAGCGCCACUGCAACGGCUUAUCAAUACAAUUAAAUUUGUUUCCACUUUCACUUUCCUUUGUUUUGUUUACCAUGCAGUAUGUUUGUAUUAUUUUUUUUUUUUUGCAUUUGUGUUAUUGUCUUUUUACUAUUAGCUUUGUAUAUGCUCAAUGAAAUGAGUAUACUUAUUUUUAUUCUGCUGUACCAAAAAAUCUAUAUAGAGCAUUUGCAAUGAGGCGAAUAAUAUUUGUAGAACAGGUGAAUGAUAUACGUUUAAAAAUUUAAUUAUUUUAAUUGCAUUUGUUUAAUAAAUUUAAAUAAUAUAAAACAGUUUUUUUUGUGAUGCAUUCGUUCUUAAUAUUUGCUCACAGCAAAUGGAUUUAGUAGCCAAAUGAGCUGAAAAAACUUGCAUACUUUUUGGGAAGUUUAAUUUUUCAUUUAUUGUGGUCAAUUCUAAUUUAUGGCCCAUUGAUUUGGUACUACCCAGUACAAAGACAAAUAUCAAGAUGAAUGCCAAAAUUAAAAGGGAUACGAAGAAGAUAACGAUAGAAAAAAUGCAUAACACU
Messenger RNA from Rhagoletis zephyria (snowberry fruit fly), 3755 nucleotides. It is a transcript of the gene EMC1, whose product is annotated as ER membrane protein complex subunit 1. Gene Ontology annotation, biological process: protein folding in endoplasmic reticulum. The record is from RefSeq and is a predicted model, not a curated record. NCBI's taxonomy places the organism in Eukaryota, Metazoa, Arthropoda, Insecta, Diptera, Tephritidae. Gene Ontology annotation, cellular component: EMC complex.